AGGUGAGAGGUAAACUUAUCUUCACCAUUUUUCAGUUGAGGUGAGGAUUGCGUGACUUUUGUGUCUUACAAUUUUUUUAAUUUUUAUUUUUCAUAUACCAACGACACCACAACUACAAGGCUGCUUCAUCUCUCUCUCAUGGAUACGUCGGCAGCCGAUGACAACUCCGACGAACCCUUGACCCCAGUAGGUCGGCUCCUUCUCCAACCCGAAAUGAACCAAAUAAUCCACUGUGCCAUGGGAUUCAAAAACUCCAUAGACAUAGGCGCCGUAAAGUCUCACCUCAAAACCUCCCUUCUCCUCUCCCACCCAAGAUUCUCAAGCCUCAUGCUCCGCGACUCCCGCGGCCUCCAGCACUGGCAUAAUGCCCCCAACGUUGACCUCGACCGCCACAUCAUUGUCAUCCACAACCCCGUCACCACAUCUCCCGUCGAUCACGAGACCGCAGUUAACGAAUACUUGGCCGACCUCUCCACAAGCUCUACUAGACUGAGCGCGAACAAACCCCUCUGGGAACUUCACCUCCUCAUGGCCCACAACUGCGGCAUCUUCCGAAUCCACCACGCUUUGGGAGACGGGGUUUCGGUCAUGUCCCUAUUCUUGGAGAGUUUCAGGACGAGAGGCUCAAAUGGAAAUGAAGAAAAGAUUUUGGGUCGUGGAAGGAGGAAGAGAGUGAAUGGUGAAAAGGGAUGGUGGGGUUUGUUGAUUCGGCUUGUGGAGAUGUUGUGGUUUAGCUUGGUGUUUUUGGUGGAGAAUGCGAUGAGGAGCUUGUGGCUUUGUGACCAGAAAACAGCGAUAAGUGGCGGCGAUGGAGUUGAGCUCUGGCCUAGGAAGCUGGCCACGGCUAGGUUUCGGCUUGAGGACAUGAAGCUCGUCAAGAAAGCUGUUCCGAAUGCGACCAUCAACGAUGUUCUUGUUGGCGUGGUUUCGUCAGGGCUGUCAAGGUACCUAGAUCACCAAACACCAAAUGCUAAACUUCAUUGUCCAGCUCUGCAUGACGGAUUUCGAAUUACAGGCCUAGCUAUGGUCAAUUUAAGAGAGCAACCUGGAUUGCAGGUAUCCAAUUUCUUGGAAAGCAACUCUGAAUCAAGCUGGGGUAACAAGUUCGGCAUGUUUCUCCUACCUAUUUAUUACCAUAAAAGCAGUGAUCUUGAUCCUCUAGUGCACCUCAAGAGAGCUAAGCUGGUUCUUGACAGGAAGAAACAAUCUCUAGAAGCUGAUUUUUCGUACAAAGUUGGAUGUUUUCUAAUCACCUACUUUGGAGCAAAGGUUGCUAGUUGGCUUCUUUACAGGAUGGUCUGCAAUACUAGCUUUACCAUUUCAAAUAUAAUUGGCCCGCAAGAAGCAAUUGCAAUUGGGGGCAACCUUGUAACUUACCUUAGAGUGAAUACGUGCAGCCUACCCCAGGCACUUACAAUGCACAUGGUGAGCUAUGCUGAAAGAGCUGACCUGCAAAUUUUGGUGGCCAAAGAUAUCAUUCCGGAUCCAACAUUUCUCGCAAAAUGCUUUGAAGAGGCAUUGCUUGAUAUGAAGGAAGCAGCAUCCAGCCAGCCAUGAGUAGAACCUAGGAUAUGACCUCUCUAUAUUUUAUGGAAUGUGAUGUAAGAAUGUCAUCGGUGGGAACCUACGAAGGAAAGCAUGCAUCUUUCGUGAACCGAAACAAUUGAGGAUUUUAAUGUAAUCGGCACAGUAUAUGAGUAGCCAAAUAUCUGUCGGUGGCUAAUCUAGCAAAAUCUAUCGUUUGACAAAAAGAAAGAAAAUCCAUUUUAGCUUUUAGAACAA
This is a messenger RNA of Pyrus x bretschneideri (Chinese white pear), 1782 nucleotides long. Its product is annotated as wax ester synthase/diacylglycerol acyltransferase 5. Gene Ontology annotation, cellular component: plasma membrane. Gene Ontology annotation, molecular function: long-chain-alcohol O-fatty-acyltransferase activity; diacylglycerol O-acyltransferase activity. Lineage: Eukaryota; Viridiplantae; Streptophyta; Magnoliopsida; Rosales; Rosaceae. Gene Ontology annotation, biological process: triglyceride biosynthetic process. Bases 139 to 1557 code for a protein of 472 amino acids. The transcript has 6 exons. The record is from RefSeq and is a predicted model, not a curated record.